Anolis sagrei ordinatus is the source of this 1780-nucleotide messenger RNA. Its product is annotated as opsin-5-like. Gene Ontology annotation, molecular function: G protein-coupled photoreceptor activity. Gene Ontology annotation, cellular component: plasma membrane. Gene Ontology annotation, biological process: phototransduction; G protein-coupled receptor signaling pathway; cellular response to light stimulus. Lineage: Eukaryota; Metazoa; Chordata; Lepidosauria; Squamata; Anolidae. The record is from RefSeq and is a predicted model, not a curated record.
UCAGUAUUGGCUUCCCUUCCAUAAGGGGUCAUGGAGGAGCACUACAUCUCCAAAGUUCCCCCAAUAUGGGAUUAUGGAAUGGGUGUGUUUCUUCUGAUUAUUGCAAUCUUGACUAUUCUGGGGAAUUCAGUUGUUCUAGCAGUAGCUAUGAAGCGGUCCUCGUGCCUCAGGUCACCUGAGCUCCUCACAGUCAAUUUAGCAGCCACAGAUCUUGGAAUGGGACUCAGCAUGUAUCCGCUGGCCAUUGCUUCUGCCUGGAACCACGCUUGGCUAGGAGGGGAGGCAACCUGCAUUUACUAUGCUCUGAUGGGCUUCCUUUUUGGUGUCUCCAGCAUAAUGACUUUGUCUGCAAUGGCUAUAAUCCGUUUCCUUGUAACUUUUUCAUCAAAACCUAAGAGGCAUAAAAUUAACAGGAAAGUGAUGCAUAUUUGUAUUAUGCUGAUUUGGGCAUAUGCAGUACUUUGGGCCAUUCUGCCUUUAUUGGGCUGGGGGCGUUAUGGCCCAGAACCAUUCGGCACAUCUUGUACUAUAGCAUGGGGCCAGUUUCAUAACUCGCAAAAUGGAUUUUCCUUCAUUCUGAGCAUGUUCAUUCUCUGCACUAUCCUGCCAGCAAUAACCAUAAUCAUGUGUUACUUGGGAAUCGCCUGGAAAAUUCAUAAAGCUUACCAAGAAAUACAAAGCUUAAACAGAAUUUCAAGUUCAGCAAAGUUGGAGAAGAAGAUGACACUGAUGGCUGUGUUGAUCAGUGUAGGCUUCCUGGGAGCAUGGAUCCCAUAUGCUACAGUCAGCUUCUGGUCAAUAUUUCACUCCAGUGAAUCAAUCCCUUACAUUGUUACGUUAUUACCUUGCCUGUUUGCUAAGUCAUCAACAGCCUACAAUCCUUUCAUAUACUACACUUUCAGCAAAACAUUCCGGGAUGAAGUUAAGCAGCUUCAAUGUUGUUCUGCUCACAAAGCUCAAGAAAACACGCAAAACUCCAUCAAUAUCAAUGUAUCAUUCAUGUGGCAAGGAGGGGACAAUAUCUAUCUUUCAGCCCGAAACGUAGUUUUUGAGGAUAUACAAGAGCAAUAGACAGCAGCAACUGCUUUUGAUUCAGAAGCCUGAAAACCGACUGGAUUGCUCUCAGGACUCCAAUGAAGAAUGUGAACACCUCUUCAAGAUGAAAAAAACUUGCUAGUAAGAAAUAAGAUUUUUUGAAGUACCAGGAUACAUAAUAAAUGUGCGUUGUAAUGCCAACAAUACUGGCAGAGGAAGUAGCAAUGACGUGAACUGAGGUUUCCAUAUACUUUUAAUUUACUUUUAUUUUUAUGUUAGCCUCUAUGGUGAGUUUGGGCAUCAAAGACCGGGGCAGAGGACUCCACAGCAUUACUAAAGGGUUCAAAACACACUUAACAGCUACCCACGCUAAAUUUAUUUUGACUACUAGCUGCUCCCUGCCAUGUGUUGCUGUGGUCCAGUCUGGUGACCUGGAAAAUAGUGUUGGUUUCUAAUAUAUGUAAUUUCUUUAUGCUUGUGGGUAAACAGUAUUUCUUGUCACUGUUGAUGUAGAGAUUGUCUGGUUUGCCUACACUGGAACAUGCAACAUAUCAUUGUCCUUCUUUGGAGGUCCCUUUGAAAUCUAUGAUACUAUAUCUGGCAUAUAUAUAUGUUUGUGUGUGAAUCAUAUCUAUUUAUCUAUAUCUAUGGCUGUAUGGCUCUUUCUCAGGAGGGCUUUGAUUAUGUUUUCUCGUCCUGGUGAAGGGAGUUGGACUGGAUGGCCUUAAGGCAGCAUUUCUCAACC